AGGAGGAUCACUUGCCAUCCAUAGUCUUGAGAAAGCAUUAGCAAAUGGGGCACAUGACGCAAAACUAUCAUACAAAAACCGCUUGCACAAAUUAACACUCAGUUGGAAGAAAGGCCAACCUAAUGUGAGUCCUGACUUAGAAGAUCAAGUACUGGAAAGUCUACGGCCACAUAGCAAUCUUCAUGAUCUAUGCAUUGAUGGGUAUGGGGGCCCUACUUGCCCUACAUGGCUGGGUACAAAUCUGUCCACCAAAGGUCUGGAGGCUCUCCGCCUAAAGCACACAGAUUGGGAAUUCCUUCCACCCCUUGGAGAACUAUAUCUGAUUCGUGAGUCUGGAGAAGAGUAUUUAGGUUGCAUCAGAGGCACAUGCUUUCGUAACUUGAAAAGGGUAGAACUCAUUGGGUUGCCAAGAUUUAGUAGAUGGGCAGCAAAUGAUGUUUGCCCUUGGUACUUUUCACUUAUAGAAGUACUCGUUGUGAAGGAUUGCCCUGAACUAACCGAGUUACCAUUUUCAUCUUAUGCCAGCUGCUGCCCGCUGGAAAGUGAUUCGAAUGUGACCUGUUGUCGCUGCCUCCUAUUCCUUAUAGUCACACUUUGUGCUCUGUUAUAGUACUGGGACUUGUAGGAAGAGGUCUGGAGGGAUUAGUGUACUCAAACAAAUCAAACAGUUUGAUCAUAGAAGGAAGUGAUGCUCUGCAUGUCCUAGAUGAUACAAUCUUGGCGUUCCAUAAUUUAACCCAACUACAAGAACUACAUAUCAAAAAUAGCCCAUCUCUGGCUGAAACACACCUUCAAAUGCUAACCUCAUUGAAGGUCCUCAUUGUCGAGGAUUGCCCUGAACUAACUGAAUUAACAAUUUUAUCUAAUACUAGUCGCUACCCCUCAGAAAGAGAUUUGAAUCUGACCUGGUUUCCUAGGCUAAACACGAUUGAAAUUGCGGGUUGCCCAAAACUGUUGUCGCUGCCUCCUAUUCCUUAUAGUCACACUUUGUGCUUAGUUACACUAUCGGGACUUGUAGGAAGAGGUCUGGUGGAGCUAGAUUACUCACACGAAUCAAGCCGUUUGAGCAUAGAAGGAAGUGAUGCUCUGCAUAGCCUAGAUGAGACAGUCUUGGCAUUCCAUAAUUUAACCCAACUACAAAGCUUGACUAUUAAAAAUUGCCCACCUCUGGCGGAGAAACACCUUCAAAUGCUAACCUCGUUGAAGACCCUCGACAUAGAUGGUUCAAGCAUUACGUUCCAGGGAGUUGGGGAGGCCAUUCUUUGGCAGCUUCCAGUUAACAGGUUAGAGAUAAAUGGUAGUUGGAGUGGUAGCUGGAAGGAAGUGACACAUCUACUGACUCAUCUCCCCGAGCUCUCUCACUUGUCUAUAUGUGGAAGGGGAUGUGAGAAGAUAUUGACAGGGUUGGGCCUGGACGUGCAGCAACAAACAGCAGCAUCUUCAGCUCCUAAAUUACAGCAGCAGGAUACAUAUAGAACAGCAGAUCCACAAGAAGAAGGAGAAGAUGACGACGAUGGGCUGCUGCUCUUACCGGCCCAUCUGUCCUACUCUCUCCAGGAGUUGGGCAUCAAAGAUUGUCCAGAGCUUGUCCUUAGGAGCCACGGGACAGGUCUGCAAUUCAUGGGCUCCCUCAACACAAUGAAAAUAGCAGGUUGCCCCAACUUCCUGUGUGCCUACAAGGCCUUGUCGGAUCUCUGCCCUUUCCCGUCCACCCUGCAAUCCCUCAGCCUUGGAGGUGGUAUGGAGGGCAUGGAGACGCUGGCUCCCCUCUCCAACCUCACCUCUCUCGAGACAUUAAGCAUUCGGGAUGAUUUUAGGUGCGACGGCUUGCUGCCUCUCCUUACCCAAGGUCAGCUCACCGCAUUAAGUGUCAGCGACAGCCCCAAAUUCUUUGCUGGCAUUCAGGCGGUCUCCAAACUGCAGGAACUCGUGACGGACGCCAUCGCAGCAGUCUUAACCGCGCCCAUCUGCCGCCUCCUCUCUUCCUCCCUCACCAAAUUAUCCUUUCAUGAUAAAGAGGUGGAUCGCUUGAGCAAGGAGCAAGAGGAGGCUCUUUCUCUCCUCACCUCCCUCCAGGAGCUCAAAUUUGGGUGGUGCAUCAAGCUGCGGUGCCUCCCAGCCAUGAAGUCGCUGCACAAGCUCACCAACCUCAAGAGAUUGGAGAUCUGGGCCUGUCCAGCCAUGAGGUCGCUGCCAAAGAAUGGCCUCCCCACCUCGCUGCAAGAAUUAGAGGUCUACAGUUGCACCAACCUCCGGUGCCUCCCAGCAGGGCUGCAAAAGCUCACCAACCUCAGGAUACUGAAGAUCUGGUACUGUCCAGCCAUGAGGUCGCUGCCAAAGAAUGGCCUCCCCACCUCCCUGCAAGAGUUAGAGGUCUUCAGAUGCACCAACCUCCGGUGUCUCCCAGCAGGGCUGCACAAGCUCACCAACCUCAGGAUACUGAAGAUCUGGUACUGUCUAGCCAUGAGGUCGCUGCCAAAGAAUGGCCUCCCCACCUCGCUGCAAGAGUUAGAUGUCCGCGAUUGCAAAAAUGAGGAGCUAACACAGCAAUGAAGACGGUUAAUCGGGGGCAUCCCAUUAAUCAGACUAGACUACUUUUCCUGAUCCAAGGUAAUUAACAACCACUUCCUUGCUUUUCCUGAUCCAAGACCACACACACAGGCUUCUUGGGAUUCCAAUGUACAUUCUUCUAGCUCCCCUUGUAGGACUAUCUCCAUCCAUGCACACGACAUGUGUGGUAUCUUCUCCCUCUACAUAAAUCUAUAUAUCUGAAAAUGCCAUGCAGUACGUCCUGGGUAUGAUACUUAUUCCAACAGAUGUGAAUUAAUGCUAGUCUUUUGCCACCUUACCGCUGAAGCCAUCAAUAGGCAGGAGUGAUGGAUCAGUCAGGAACUUUGAGAUGGUUUUGUUCCUGGUUAUCUAGCACUUCAUAAAUUCAAAAUUGUAUUAUUCACUGCACGUGAAGCAAUGAAAGUUAUAUAUGGACUAGUCUUCAACGGAUUUCAAGUUAGUCAACUGUCUCGAUGAUGCACAAGUCAAGGAAGCUAUAUGAAUCUGCCAUUUGUCUUGAACCUGAAAUUCUCAGAGCUGCAUUGUCACUGGGUGAUUUGCAUGUUGGUGGACGCCACAAACAAGACGCCUUCCCGUUUGGUGCUUGUAUAACCUAGAUAGUUGACAAAGAAUCAAUAGAAAUGCUUCCAUUUCCAAACUAACAAAAAUUUCCGCUAAGGUUAGGAAAUAGCUGAAGACCACAAUGCGGACAUGAAGUUAAUGAAAGAAUGGUAAACAGUUUUCUCGCUUUAUUCAAAUGCUAGUUUACCUUGGAUCGUGCAUAUAAUUUAUUUGGUCACAUUCUAGCCCUCACAUAAUCCCAAGAUUGACUCAUCAAAAUCCCAAGAGUUGAGUGCAAUAAGUUGGUGUCACCCUGAUUGGUUUAGAUAAUUAUUUUGUCCCACCAGAGCCAUACAUAAUAAAAACUAAACCACCGUUUGUGCAAUCUGAAUAUUUGGUGAGCUUUGUUAACUAUGUAUCCGUCUAGUCAGAAGCUCUUGAAAGCCAGUCAUUCUCCUUCUUUCCUUCGAUUGCUACUCCAUUCGACACUUUUCAGUGCAAUCUUGCAUACUUGAUUGGUGUAUCCAUUCACCAUGUAUUAGCCAUGUAGAGUUUGCAUACUGCUCUUUCAUAUUUAGGGUGCUCAGCGGGCAUUGAUUUACUCCCCACAAUCCUUUGUAAACAGAAGCAUCCAUCUAGUCAGCAAGUCUUAAGAAAAUACUUAUUAAAAAGAGGGGAAAAGAGUGUUGGCAAUCUAGAGCCAAAAGAGAAAAAAGAGAAAGGAAAAAGAAAAAAGAGUGCUGGCAAUCAAAAUUUAAGAGGCUCUGAUUUUUUGGUGGGAGGAGUCAAUUAACGCAAACUUCAUAUCAUUGUGCAAUCAUCAGCUGCUGUCCAUGAGGUAUCCAUAUCCGAUAAUGACGACAUCACUAUUUCUAGGGACCACCUUCUGCCUCUCUGAUCAUUCUUUUUCCUUUUGACAUAUUGUUUUCCCCAUGUGACUGGAACGACAAGGCUUCAUUGUACUAGUUUCGGAUACUUAAUUAACUUUGCAAUAACUGAAUUUCAGGUUUGCUUAGUCCAUUACCCAACCAAACCACACAUACAUAAGCCUCCACACAUGCAUAUAUAUUUUAGUGGUAGGGAGAUCUUGGCAAACGGCCAGUGAGGAGCCAUAUAGGUACGUGUGAUUGAGAGAGAUUCUAGAUCAUGAAGAGUAACUCCACACUAAAAGCUUACUACUCUUGGGACAAGUUUUAGCACUCAUGCUUGUUGAAGGAGAUGAAAACUGGACAGCAACCUAAGUGACUUAUUGUUGAACAACUUAACAAAAAAAACUUAAAUGCCUGACGGCUGUGAGGGCAUUAGGAUGCGACCAUGUAAAUUUGUGCAUUAUCUGUUGUAAGCUUGCAGGUUUAUGAAGGUUGAGAACAACUAAGGACCCUUCUCCAUACGAUCUUCAUUGUAUCAAUCACAUCUUAUGUCGGAACAGAGGACGCUAUACAACCAAGUUUCCAGAAGAAUCCUGAGACUCAUAUUGAUGAGAAUUCCUCUUCCACAACUCGUCAACAGAAGAUUAAACCUAGGGAUCUUGUGUCGAUUGGAGAUCCGUCAAACCAUUUGUAAUGGAAGAGAGGAUUAAUACUAUUCACCUUCUGUACAAAGAUUGCUGUGAGUCUUCAUCUUUUCACUGGUGGUCUGCAUAGAAGGAGAAGAUUAUGUGUCUGCAUGUGUUCUCACUGACGCUGGAGGCAUGUCCGGGCAUAACAUUCAUUCCAGGAGAAGUAUGGAGCAAGUGUCUAUUGUUGAAUGUGCAGACCUUGUGUCAAUCGGUGUAGCAGGGGCAAUCGUAGAACUGAGGACAGUGACUAAGGAGGACAUGCACCGUCAAAAACUAUGGAGGACAUGGAGUAGCCUCAGAGGAGAGGCUUGUGAAAAAGGAAAAUUGAUAUGGGUGACAUGUUCUUCUAACGGGAACAAAUGGUGGAGAAAAGGCUAAGAUUGUGGCUGAAUCAACAACUUCAACACUCCAGUUUUACUCCGUCCAACCCUCGAUUUGUACCUGCCUUUUUUUUUCUUUCUGAUAAGUAUCAGUUGCUACAGAAGGUAGGUAACAUAUGAUGUCAAAAGCUCAGCUGCAGCUUACGGCCGGGUUGGAAGACAUCAAACUACUGUUGUAUUCAUUGAAUAAGUGAGGGCAAAAACAUGUAUGCUAUUUGAAUAUUCUAGUAUAUGGUGUAUGUAUGCCAUUAGACAUUUGUUUCGGCUCAAAUGACUGUAUUGCAACUGCAAUUUUGAUCUGAAUGUCUGACUA
Molecule: messenger RNA, 5362 nt
Organism: Triticum dicoccoides
Lineage: Eukaryota; Viridiplantae; Streptophyta; Magnoliopsida; Poales; Poaceae
Product: putative disease resistance protein RGA1
Exons: 7
Coding region: 796-2553 (585 amino acids)
Source: RefSeq, a predicted model, not a curated record